ACAAGCUACAAGGCGCUGCCACAUUUUUUGCCAAGUGAUCAACAAGAAUAAGGACAUUCAUUUUGUAAAAAGUGUCUCAGCUCAAUUGGGAAGAACUCUGCACAAACUCCUGUUUAGAAUUCAAGAAGGGUUGUCCUAGAGAAGAAUUUAUACCGGUCUACAGACCCUGACGCCUGGUCACCAGCAUGGAGGAGAUUCCUGGUUCCCCCUGUUUGUUGGUAUAUCAGGAUGAUAGUGAUGUUCUACAGCUGAAUAUGGAGACUGUACAGAGAUGUUUUAUAGACUGUCAGAUUGACGACUACCCCCUGUGUCUCCUCUUUGUGAUUGGGGAGAAGAGAUGUGGAAAAUCUUUUCUAAUGAAUUAUACUCUGAGAGCUCUUUAUAACCAGGAGAGGGGAGCAGCUAUAGGAGCGGACAUUAUGGGGGAUGAAAAUGAACGUCUCACAGGAUUUGAAUGGAAAAAUGGAGCUGACUCUGUAACCAAAGGAAUAUGGAUCUGGGACCGACCGAUCAUACUGGAGAGGAACGGUGAGAAGAUGGCCGUCUUCAUCCUGGACACGGAGGGGUCAUUGGAUACUGACAGGGACCAAGAGAUCAGCAAUAAAUUAUCUGCAUUGUCCUUGUUCCUCAGCUCCUACAUGAUUUUCAAUGUCAAUAAAGGUCUCAAAACAACAGAAUUGGAUCUUCUUGAGAUAUAUGAAUACAUCCAGGAAUGUCUCCAAAGUUUUGUCAACUUUAAUUUGAUAGAAAAUUCCUCAGCAGGGACACAGUUAGAGCAGAGCUUAGACAUUCUGGUGCGAGACUGGAAUAAUCCCGGGGACUGUGGAAGAGAAGCCGGACGGAGAAAUCUAGACCACGAAAUACAGAAACUAAUGAAGAGUACCCAACGUGACAAAAUUAUUCAGGUUCUUCAGACUUCAUCUGUCAGAUCCUUCCUCUUACCUCAUCCUGGAAAUAAAUUUCUCCAAUCAGAAGAGGGAAAUCUCAAAGUAAUGGAUGAGAUUUUCAGGAAUCACUUCACUACAUACAUCUCUGAGCUGUUGACCACAAUUUGGAACCAUCCAAAAACUGAUACCAGAGGAAAUUACAUUAAAUGUGGAGAUCUGAUACAGUAUCUGGAGAAAUUUGUAAAUUUCCUACGGAUGAAUGAGUUCAACUUUGGCUCCCCGAAACAGAUGUAUUUCUCUUUGAAAAAUGUCACAAACAAGAAUAAUAUCACCAAGAGGCUGGACAUCUUCCUGGAAAAUGUGGAUCCACCAGUAAAUAAUGUCUUAGAGAUUACACCAUCUGCAAUGAGGUCAAUGGUUGAGGAUGAGAUCAGAUCUCUUCAGUCUGAGUACAGAAAUCUCCUCCUGACCGACUCUGAGGACAAAAAGAAAAAUCUCAUAGAAGAUCUAAAAUCUGAACUAAAAAAGAAAAUGGAAAUGUUUUGCUCCAAAUACUCUGAAAAGUACAAGUGGAGGUGUGACGAGGAAAACCGAAGAAACAAGGAUAUAAUCAACAGCCGUCUGGAGGACUUUAUGGAGGAAAAGCGUUCCUUGCUAUGUGAAGGAUUUAUGAUAAAACCAUCUGCACUGAGGUCGGACAUUGAGGCUAAGAUCAUCUCACUCCUGGCUGAAUAUGGAGACCUCCUUCUGACCGACUCUGAGGAAGAGAAGAGGCGUCUUGUAGAUGUUCUACAAUAUGAACUAGAAGAGAAACAAGAAACAUUUUGCCUUAAAUACUCUAUAAAGUUCAAGGAACAAUGUGAUGAGAAAAACCUGAGAACAAGGGAAAAUAUGACUAAGGAGCUGCAGGAUUUCCUGAAAGAAAAGAAUCCAAAAUGGUAUAAGAUCUUGAGGAUGAAACCAUCUAAAAUGAAGUCAAUAGUUGAGGAUGAGAUCAGAUCUCUCCAGUCUACGUAUGGAGACCUCCUGCUGACCGACUCUGAGGAAGAGAAGAGACAUCUCAUGGAUGAUCUAGAAUCUGAAUUAAAAGAGAAACAAACCAAAUUUCUCUCUAAAUACUAUAUUAAGUAUGCAGCAGUGGUGGGUGGUGCAGUGGGUGCCGGUGUUCUGACUACAGCUGGAGCGGCAGUAGGUGGAGUCAUAGCUGGCGGAGUUAUAGCUGAAGUGGCCCUUGGUGUAGAGGUGGCAGCAGUCAUACCUGCUGGUGGAGCCAUUCUAGGUGGGGCCUUAGGAGGAGGGUUAGGAGUAAUUAUUAAUCAUGUUAAGGAUUGGUGGAGAAGAAAUUCAAACAGGAAUCAAAACGGAAAACAAAAUAGCAGAAACGUCUUUCGACAAAAUCCUGCAGAUGACACUACACCCCUGCUGCAAUGAUGGAGUAGUUUAGUACAUCAUUGUACAGUUACCCCUCGACCUAUGAUGGCCCCGACAUACGAUAAUUUCAACAUGCGAUGGCCUCUCAGAGGCCAUCACAUGGUGAAGGCAGCAUCAACAUACGAUGCAUUUGUAUGUCGGGGCCAUCGCAUAAACGGCUAUCCGGCAGCGCAGACUGCUUCAUCUGCCACCAGAUAGCCGUUUACAGUGCCCCGUGAGCUCCGGUGAUGUCUCUUACCUGUCCUCGGGGCUCCGUCGUGUCCUCUUCGGGAUCCUCUGCAUCGUCGGUGCUCUCCAUCGUCAUCAUCACGUCGCUGCGCACGCUGUCCUGUCAUCCAAUAGGAGCGCCGGGUAUUGUAGUUUUGCAACAUCUGGAGGUCCGCAGGUUGUAGACCACUGUCCUAUACUUUACAUUGCACGGAUCCCUCAACAUGUGAUGGUUUCAACAAACGAUGGUCCAUUUGGAACGGAUUACCAUGAUAUGUUGAGGGACCACUGUAUAAUCAUGGCUGUCUUUUAUAUAUAAUAUGAUCUAAUCAGCUGUAAGGACAUAUUCACACAUAGCAGAAGGGAUGCAGCAGGAAGCCGCACCACAUAUAACAGGCUAAAACAAAACUACGUGAUUUAAAAAAAAAACAUCUUUAGCAAAUAUUGUAGGUUUCCAUGUGAUUUUCUCCUGUUUAUGCUUUCUGUGUAACCCUAACUAC
Hyla sarda is the source of this 3025-nucleotide messenger RNA. RefSeq names its product RING finger protein 112-like. The coding region runs from base 186 to 2318 and encodes 710 amino acids. Gene Ontology annotation, biological process: endoplasmic reticulum organization; protein homooligomerization. Gene Ontology annotation, molecular function: GTP binding; GTPase activity. The transcript is spliced from 17 exons. The record is from RefSeq and is a predicted model, not a curated record. Lineage: Eukaryota; Metazoa; Chordata; Amphibia; Anura; Hylidae.